UCCGCAGAGCAAGUGGGGAUGUCAGCUUCUCAUAAUCCUCGCAUUCUGUGAUGCGGGGAUUCUGAAAGGUAAUUGAUGAUUUGAAUUAAACUGAAAUGAAAGGAAAUUAUUUUGAAGCAGCUAACGGGUUCUUUUAUAAUGUUGAAACCCACAAACAGAAAUAAAAUCUGCCGACUGGAAUCUAUGAGUCUACCACCCCUCGGUAUGUCCAGUUAGACCAGUCCUUCGAGGCUUGAAGUGUGAGGAGUUUGUAGGGUUAAUCUAAAGGGAAUUUCAAACUAAGCGGAGGUCAGGGCACCGGCACCUAACUGCUGAACUGCUUGCAGACGACCUUCCUCGACAAUCCAGCGUCGGAAUGCAGGCAGUGGAGAUAAAAUUAGACUGGACCUAAGAGAAAGAGAGGAAUACAGUGCAGGUGCCAGCGUCUAGGAGUUUCGACAUUUCUUUCCCUUUGGAUGCAAGAUCAGAAAUUGCCAACAAAAGUUCGAGUUCUUUGUGGAGUACUUUGCAGAGAAUCCUAAAGAAGGUGGGGGAAAAAAAGAAAGAAGAGAAAAUUGUGUUGUGGAGUACGUGGUUGUUGUCAUCACUUUCAGUGGCACCAUUUCAUCAGUGUUAUGACGAUGAUAAUGAUGAUAAUGAUUUGACUCCAUAAAGUGAAUGUGCUUGUUUCUUUGUGGAGUAGCAGUAUUUCAUCUUGUGGGGUAGCACUCUCUGCUUAUGUCUCUACUUGAGGAACCAGCGUUGUUUUCACCUGAGGCCUUAGUGAGGCUGCACUUCACCCAUGAAUCGCAGAGAUCCAGACCAUAUGAUACGCAAAGAUCCUGAUCGAGGGGGUGGUAGGCGUCCAUUGCUGGCCACUUUUGUCGGCAACAAUCGACAGAUGCUGAAUGAGAUUCGGGAUAACCUCAGCCAUCUGCGGAGGAAUGUUUUGGAGGGAGAUGGGGAAGGAACAGGAGGGGGUGGGGUGCAGCCACUUAAAGGUGACCUGUCUCAGAGCACCCCUAAUCUAGCAGACAAAGCAGCGGUUGCAGUUCCUUCUGGGCCCAAGAAAGGCUUGGAAUACCACCAUAAAACUCUUGCGGAGAUUCGGGACUCCCUUCGACCAUUCCAGACGGUCAACCGAGGGCAAUCUGGAAACGAGAGUGAAACAAGCCGCCAAAAGAUUCAGCAGAUAAUGGCGCUAGGAGUGGAUGAGGAUAUUGCCGAUCAAGCCCUUCGUUUGUGCAGUAAUGUUGAUAAUGCAGUGGCUCUUUUGUGUCGCAUUAUUGAGGGACGCAAUGGGUCGAGCAAAGUGUCAGCCGGUCUUCCAAAUUAUCCAAUUAUUCGACGGCCAAGCAUUGAAAGUAAAUACGGACCUGCCAGUCCAGCAACCUCGGAUAGUAACAGUGUGCGCUCAGACAGUCCCUCCCUCAGCAAUGUUUCGAGCCGACAACUCAAUGGCCAUCAGACUCCUCCUCCAGUUCCACCUAGAGCACCUAUAGCACCCAUUCUGCCUGCCAGGGGCCAGACCCCUCCCCCUCUCACUACAAUGCAAAUGACCAGCGAAGGUCAGCAGGUUGCAGAUGUACCACCAGGGCAUGUACAGCAGCUUAUCAAACGCAUGUCACCAGGACAACCAGCUGUUUUUCGUUCCAACCUUGUGCAGCCAUCUCUGCAGACGGGCAUUCCUCAAGCCCAGACCUCCCCUUCGCCAGUUGUUAGUGGGGUGGCCACUGGUGUUGCCAUCAGUGGAUCAUCUCAGCCAUGGGGUGUGGGCACAGUGACAGGAGUGAGCAGCCGUCAGGGACACAACCAUGCAGCAGGCGUGAUCAGUUCAUCUCUUGCGCAGCAGCUGCAGAAAGGAAUGGUCUUGAGCCACUCCUCUCCCACAUCAUCGCCUGGCAGCGGAAGCAGCAGCACAUCUUCCACACCAGCUCCAAGUGGGCCGAGGGUUACCAUCAACCUCUCCCAUCCUCUUCCGCCUCCUUACAGCCAGACCGGAGCUGGCAGCAACACACCUUCCACAACAACCACCUUGCUUCAUAUAUCCGGUGAGCAGUCUCACAUGCUGGGUGCCCAGAUGGCAGAUUACCUUGCCAUGACUUCAUCUGACUCCCCUAUCAGCCUCUCUACAACUUCCUCAUCAGGAAAUUCUGCAAUGAGCGAUGGGAGCAUGGGAGCAGGGUCUUCAUUGGGCAUGCCCACUGGGAUGAUGGUACCUGGCCUCCCUGUGCAUUCUACACGCCGACCCAUGGGGUCAAGUCAUGCACCCAUCAUCAUGCAAUCAGUCAAAAGCAAAGAGGUGCACAAACCUGUUCCUCAGACUGCCACAGCACCGCUGUCUUCUCCUCCUGCACUUUCAGUGCCCAGUUCAGCAUCUCUUGUGCCAUGCCAGCACAACUACAUCUCCCAGGUGCAAGCGCAGGUUAACGUUAGUGCUGGCAGUGCGCAUGUUUCUUCAUCUACCCCUGCAGCAACCAGCAGUUCUGGGUCUGCAACCACCCACACACGCAAUGUCCAGAUCCAGAUUACACGUCAUCCACCUUAUACCCACAACCACCAGCCCCACUUACAGACACACAAUGGGGGCAUCCAUUAUGCUUCAGAGCCCCUCCCUCCACAGGCUUCAACUGUGACAGGCCGCCCCACCAUCCAGAUUCACAUUCCAGGUGGGAGUGGAGGAGGCAUGUGUAGCGGGGUAGGUAUUGGACAUGGCUAUGCACAGAAUCAUGUACAUAUUCACAACUUUGGUGGUGUCAACUAUGACUUUUACCAGCGGACACCGUCCGACACAACAUCCACACCACGCUCAGACUCUCCGGUGUCACGUACCACCAACCAGUCACCACUCAGUGUUCUGUCCACUACCUCUUCCCCCUCCACCAAUUCGGAUAUCCCUGACAAACCUCCACCCCCUUACCCAUUCAGCCUACAUGGAGGACAACGUCAGCCACCCAUCCCACCUCGUAUUCCACUGCAGGUGAAACCGCCCCCGCCUCCUCCCCCUACCCAGCAUGGCAUUACAGUACAUCUGCAUUCCAAACCCCUUCCAUCUUCUCUCCCUUCCUCUGCUGCACCUACUGCACCCCAGAUGGUCAACACGUCCGCUGGUCAGCCUGUGAUAGUAUCGCAAUCUCCUCUCCCUACACCCAUGGUGGUUCCAGUCAAUGGCCAAAAUGGAAACAUUGAGACAGCAUCAGAUCAGGGUGAAGACACCGAUUCUGAAACAAUAUCUUCCUCCGAAGUUGGUGCCACAACAGUCCCUGAAAAGCAUCGGUGUUUGUCACCCAUGCCACAACGCAAGCCAGAAGCAAGGGAACGAGACAAGCUUAGGCGCGACACCAAAGUUCGGAUAUACUCUCCACAGGCCUUCAAGUUCUACAUGGAGCAGCAUGUGGAGAAUGUUCUCAAGAUCCACCAGCAGCGCAUGCACCGCCGCAUGCAGUUGGAGAACGAGAUGGCUAAGGUGCACUUGUCAGAGGAAGCUGCUCGUCAGAUGCGACGCAUGUUGCACCAAAAGGAAUCCAACUACAUACGUCUCAAACGUGCCAAGAUGGACAAAACCAUGUUUGAAAAGCUUAAGACACUCGGAGUCGGGGCAUUUGGAGAGGUUGCCUUGGUUCGCAAAAAGGAUACAGGUAUGCUAUAUGCCAUGAAAACGCUUCGCAAGGCUGAUGUGCUGAAAAGGAAUCAAGUAGCACAUGUGAAGGCUGAGCGAGAUAUUUUAGCCGAGGCAGAUAACGAGUGGGUGGUAAAGCUGUACUACUCCUUCCAAGACCAACACAACCUCUACUUUGUCAUGGACUAUGUGCCAGGAGGGGAUCUUAUGGGUCUUCUCAUCCGCUUGGAGAUCCUUGAAGAGCCUCUGGCACAGUUCUACGUGGCAGAGCUGGUGCAGGCAAUUGAUUCUGUUCACCGCAUGGGCUUUAUUCAUCGCGACAUCAAACCAGACAAUAUACUUAUCGACCGUGAUGGCCACAUCAAACUGACAGAUUUUGGACUGUGCACGGGAUUUCGCUGGACACACAAUUCUAAAUAUUAUCAACGAGAUGGAGCUCAUGCACGACAGGAUUCAAUGGAGGUCAAAUGUCAGCUAGAUGAACAGUGCCAGUGCCACAUACUCAAGCCUCUGGAGCGGCGGAAGAAACGCGAACAGAGAUGUUUGGCUCAUUCGUUGGUGGGAACUCCAAACUACAUCGCACCUGAAGUCUUGAUGCGUUCAGCGGGCUACACAUCCGUGUGUGAUUGGUGGAGUGUAGGUGUCAUCCUGUUUGAGAUGUUGGUGGGACACCCACCUUUCUAUGCCUCAUCACCAGCGGAGACACAGUACAAGGUAAUAAACUGGAAGGAAACACUUAAAAUUCCUCGAGAGGCUAACCUUAGCCAAGCAGCAACAGACUUGAUUCUAAGGUUAUGCUGUGGUCCUGAGGAGCGACUUGGAGUCAAUGGGGCAGCAGAAAUCAAAGCACAUCCAUUUUUCGCUGGACUCAACAUGGAUGGGCUGAGGCGGCAAAAACCUCCUUAUGUGCCUAACAUUCGCUAUGCAACAGACACAUCAAAUUUUGAUCCUGUUGACCCAGGAAAGCUUCACAACGACUCUGAAGAGGGCAAGAAAAUGGAAAAACUUGAAAAUGGGAAGCAUCCAGAGCAUGCUUUCUUCGAGUUCACUUUUCGUCGAUUCUUUGAUGAUGGAGGACACCCCUGUGCUAACGCUGCAGAAGAACCAGAUUCAAACUCUCCUGUCUAUGUCUGACAGCAAGCAUUUGGAUUUUUUUUUUUUUAUUUCCAAUCCCUCUUACCCACUCACUUUCUCUAUCUAGUCUAUCUUCAGCCAAACACUUGGUUAGACACAGCAGAUGCUACUAGCGAGGUAUAAAAUUCUUUUGGCUCGUGUGCUGAAAGCUGUAGUACCCCACAUCUUAACCCCAUCCCACUCAUCAACAUCUCUGACAAAAAUUUCAGAAUGUCAAAUGAUUGUUACUGUUUAAACCAGGGAUGCCCAACCUACAGCCCGCGGGCCAUAUCUGGCCCGCGACGCGGUGCCAUCCGGCCCGCGAAACUUCUGCCCACAUUGCAGGAAAUCGGCAUGUUAGUAAUAAAAA
Molecule: messenger RNA, 5081 nt
Organism: Pomacea canaliculata
Lineage: Eukaryota; Metazoa; Mollusca; Gastropoda; Architaenioglossa; Ampullariidae
Product: serine/threonine-protein kinase LATS1-like
Exons: 8
Coding region: 782-4732 (1316 amino acids)
Biological process (GO): regulation of organ growth; peptidyl-serine phosphorylation; G1/S transition of mitotic cell cycle
Molecular function (GO): protein serine/threonine kinase activity; ATP binding
Source: RefSeq, a predicted model, not a curated record